Messenger RNA from Austrofundulus limnaeus, 1356 nucleotides. RefSeq names its product claudin k (gene cldnk). Bases 450 to 1097 code for a protein of 215 amino acids. Lineage: Eukaryota; Metazoa; Chordata; Actinopteri; Cyprinodontiformes; Rivulidae. The transcript has 2 exons. Gene Ontology annotation, molecular function: structural molecule activity. Gene Ontology annotation, cellular component: bicellular tight junction; membrane. The record is from RefSeq and is a predicted model, not a curated record.
UCACACACGACACGCUCGCACACGCGCYCACACACAGGCGCACGCUUCUGCCCACUGCCACACAGACUCUUGCUGGCAUCUCGGAGGGCAGCCUUCGUCUCCAGUCCAGUCCGAAGCGUCGAGGCUUGGAUAGAGUCUCCCAGAAACACUGUGGCCUUCCUGCUGGCUGCACUGAAACCUCCCAGCUCCCAGUGUCCACUGCUGGAACCAACGUCUGAGGCUCGUCUCAAGGGGAGCAAAGCUCAGCGUAGGCCGUUGGAGGAUUCCUGUUGCUGUCAGAGCCCAGCAGAUCCCACCAUCAUCACCAUCAUCACAAACCAAAGACUCAGAAGUGGACUUCAACAUUUCUAGCUACAUAAACAGCUCCGCAUUUAGUGACUCGAGCCUCUGCGUCAAAGACUGACGCGAAACCAGGACAAAUCUGCUCGGUUCAAACAGCYCCUUCCAAAAUGGCAACCACGGGAAUGCAGCUGCUGGGUCUGAUCCUGUCCAUCGUGGGCUGGGUGGGCGGGGCCAUAGUCUGCAUCAUCCCCCUGUGGAGGGUCACGGCCUUCAUCGGUAACAACAUAGUGACGGCUCAGAUCAUCUGGGAGGGCCUCUGGAUGAACUGCAUAGUGCAGAGCACAGGUGAGAUCCAGUGUAAAGUGUACGACAGCCUGCUGGCUCUGCCCAGCGACAUGCAGGCGGCCCGCGGCCUCACCGUCUUCUCCGUCCUGCUCUGCGGCCUGGCUCUGACUCUGGGGGUCCUCGGAGUCAAGUGCACCAAAUGCGUCGGCGUCAACAGCCUCAAGGCCCGAUUCGCUCGUAUCUCCGGCGCCCUGUUUGCCAUCGCGGGCUUUCUGUACCUGGUGCCCGUCUGCUGGACGGCCCACUCCAUCAUCAGGGACUUCUACGACCCACACGUGGCGGCUCCGCACAAGCGCGAGCUCGGCCCGGCCCUUUACAUCGGCUGGGUGGCGUCGGCUCUGCUCCUCAUCGGGGGGUCGCUGCUCUACGCGGGGUCAAGUCCCCCCGGCAUCCCGGGCUCUCCUACCUUCAGCAGCGGAGAAAGUAGUCCCCGCAGGGCCCCUGCCACACAGGUCAAAGGUUACGUCUGAACGCCCUAAAGCUUCGUAAAUCCACCUUAAAUAACGACAAACUUGUUUUUUUGUUUGUUUUUUUCUGGUGUUUUGCUCCUAGUGAGUUUUCUUCUUUUACAUAAUUUUAGAGGUCCCACCAGUUUACUUUGGAUCUUUGUAAAGCAAAUAAGGCUUUAUAGAGACAUUUUGAUUUAUUUUGUAAUUUCAUACCCAGUUUCCUCCAAUAACAUGUUUUGUGUCUGUCAGUAAAACACAAUAAAAAGUUGUGUCCUCUGAG